UAAUAACCAUGCCAACCGAGGAAUAUAGCGCGCGCCGCUGACUGGGGGGGAGAGAGAGAAAAAAAGGGGGAGAAGAAGAAGAGAGCGAGGGGGGAAACCCUCGAAGAAGAACAUAUAUUUAAAACAAAACAAAACAAAACAAAAAAAAACCACACAAAACAUCCGGACACCGUGGAGGAGAACGGACGGGAGAGACGUGUCCUGCAGGGGAGAAGAAGAAGACAAGCGGGGACUGCACUGCUGCAGCUGAAUGAAACUGAUCCAGCUAUGAUUCUCUCCCUGGCCGCCGCAGCAGCCAUGAGUAGCGGCAGCGGUAGCAGCCUCAACUCCUCCUCCCCCCUCGACCCCUUCGACUCCUCCACCACGUGGAGCCUGGCCGAAGACCCCUCCAACUCCUCCUCUGAGCCCGUCGUGCGGACUCUGACCCCCGACCUCCAGCCGGCGACCACCGCCGUAGCUGUCCAGGAAGUUAGCCCCUGGGAUAUCGCACUCUGCGUGACGGGGACGCUCAUCUCCUGCGAGAACGCCCUGGUGAUCGCCGUGCUGUUCUACACGCCGACGCUCCGCGCUCCGAUGUUCAUCCUGAUCGGAUCGUUGGCGGUGGCCGAUCUUCUAGCCGGGCUUGGCCUCAUCUUGAACUUUGUCUUCACCUACCUGGUCGACAGCUCGGUGGAGUUUGUGACGCUGCUGUCGGUCGGACUGCUCAUUUCGGCCUUCUCGGCGUCCGUCCUCAACAUUCUCGCCAUCACAGUGGACCGCUAUCUGUCGCUGUACAAUGCCCUGACCUACCACACCGAACGAACAGUCACCUUCACCUACGUGAUGGUGAUCUUCAUCUGGGUGUCGUGCCUCACGCUCGGCCUGCUGCCGGCUCUUGGCUGGAACUGUCUGAGGGACGAGUCCACGUGCAGCAUCUGCCGGCCCGUCACCAAAAACAACGCCGUGGCGCUCGCCGUCACCUUCCUGCUCGUCUUCGCCCUCAUGAUGCAGCUCUACCUGCAGAUCUGCAAGAUCGCCUUCCGCCACGCGCAGCAGAUCGCCGUGCAGCACCAGUUCGUGGCCAUCUCCACCACCAAAGGCGUCUCAACACUGUCGGCCAUCCUGUGUGCCUUCGGGGCGUGCUGGCUGCCGUUCGCCAUGUAUUCCAUCGUGGCUGACUCCAGCUAUCCCGUAAUAUACACCUACGCAACGGUCCUCCCUGCUACCUGCUGCUCUGUGAUCAACCCCAUCAUCUAUGCGUUCCGGAACCCGGACAUCCAGAAGUCGCUGUGGAUGGCGUGCUGCGGAUGCGUCCCGUCCAACCUUUCCCUCAGACCCAGGACCUCCAGUGACGUGUAGCAGGGACGGCCGGUUUCUGUCUGGCGUGAUGCUCGACGCCGAGUCAGGGUUGAAGGAUGGAGAGGACGCAACGGGGUUCAAGAUGAGAAGGGUUGAAGGUUACGGCGUCCUCGACGCUUCAUAUCAGGGUUGGGAGGCUGAUGGCGAGGGCACGGCUGGCCGCGCGUGGCGAAACGGAGGACGGUGCAUGGUCCAAAAAGAAAAAAAACAAAAAAAAAAGAUCAAGCUACUAAAGAUCAUGUCCUGAUGGUGAUGGUGGCCUGAAACCAACUGCAAAAACCUGAUCAAGGUAUCCUCAUGGUGGUUGUAGGGAGUGUGUCAGGUGACUUUCCCAACCGACCUCCUUUAGGGUGCGAGAAGUGAGGCCUACUUCUCAAGAGUAGCAUUAAUGUGGCCGCGGGGUUUAGGAGCAAAUGUCCUAAAUCUCCGUUGGACCUGAGCUCGGGCAGCACUGCAUGGUUAUGCAAUCAGAAGGAGUGAAACAGUCUUAAAAUACUGUCUGUGUUUUCCACUGAUGUGUUUGAAAUUAAGUGGUGUGUGGAUAAAAAUACAACGAGCUAAAUAUACACAAUGAAUGAC
Molecule: messenger RNA, 1917 nt
Organism: Acanthopagrus latus (yellowfin seabream)
Lineage: Eukaryota; Metazoa; Chordata; Actinopteri; Spariformes; Sparidae
Gene: gpr185b
Product: G protein-coupled receptor 185 b
Exons: 3
Coding region: 268-1338 (356 amino acids)
Biological process (GO): G protein-coupled receptor signaling pathway
Cellular component (GO): membrane
Molecular function (GO): G protein-coupled receptor activity
Source: RefSeq, a predicted model, not a curated record